CUUAUGCUGUACCACCACCACCACCACCAACCUCGCCUCUGCUAUUCAUCCAUCGCCGCCCAUUCAUGGCUUCCCUUUCGGUUUAAUUUCUCCUACCACCGCUCGCUACUCUUCUUCCUUUCUUUAUGCCUGUCCGGUCCGGCCCUGCAAUUAAAAGCUUCACGCUGUUUCAGUACCACAAGUCACCACUGCAGCGCGUUUCUUCCUUGGUUUCUGUUUGAUUUCCCCCCCUUGUUAUACUUUCGCCUCUUCUUCUUUCUCCAUCGAUCGCUUGGUUAGGAUGCACCUUGGCGCGCAUCCUGAUGUGCUCUAAUGGCCAUGAAGAUACAAGGAGAAAACGACAUCCUUUCUGCUCUGGCAGGCACACACAAAUGCCCAUGCUUUCGGACUUUCUGCUCUGGCUCGAAUCAGCGGCGAAAAUCACAAUCCUCUGCUUCGCCGUCCUCCUGGCGGCGACGGCGGUGUCGGCACGCCGGCACGCGCCGCCGCAAGCGGGCGCGGCGGGGCAGAGCACCUACAUGGCGCCCAGCUGCCGGGAGCACACGGCGUCGCUGCUGGACUUCGGCGGGGUGGGCGACGGCAACACCUCCAACACGGCGGCGUUCCGCAAGGCGGUGGAGCACCUGUCGCAGUACUCUGGCGAGGGCGGCGGCGGCGGCAUGCUCUACGUGCCCGCCGGCCGGUGGCUCACCGCGCCCUUCAACCUCACCAGCCACUUCACGCUCUUCCUCCACGCCGACGCCGUCAUCCUCGGGACACAGGACGUGGCCCAGUGGCCGGUCAUCGACCCGCUGCCCUCCUACGGCCGCGGCCGGGACCACGCCGGCGGCCGGUACGCGAGCCUCGUGUCCGGGUCCAACCUCACGGACGUGGUGAUCACCGGCAACAACGGCACCAUCGACGGGCAGGGCGCCACGUGGUGGUCCAAGUACAAGUCCGGCAAGCUCAAGUACACGCGCGGCUACCUCAUCGAGCUCAUGCACACCGACGGCGUCUUCAUCUCCAACGUCACGCUGGUGAACUCGCCGGCGUGGAACAUCCAUCCGGUCUACAGCCGCAACAUCGUGGUGUCCGGGGUGACCAUCCUGGCGCCCACCAAGUCGCCCAACACGGACGGCAUCAACCCGGACUCGUGCUCCCAGGUGCGCAUCGAGGACUGCUACGUCGUCUCCGGCGACGACUGCGUGGCCAUCAAGAGCGGCUGGGACGAGUACGGCAUCGCCGUCGGCAUGCCCAGCGAGCACAUCGUGGUCCGCCGCCUCACCUGCGUGUCGCCCACCAGCGCGGUGAUCGCGCUCGGCAGCGAGAUGUCCGGGGGCAUCCGGGACGUGCGCGCCGAGGACAUCACCGCCAUCGGGACCGAGUCGGCCGUGCGGAUCAAGACGGCGGUCGGCCGCGGCGCGUACGUGCGCGACGUCUACGCGCGCCGGAUGAGGCUCGACGGCAUGAAGCGCGUCUUCUGGAUGACCGGCGACUACAAGUCCCACCCCGACGAUGGCUACGACAAGACGGCCGUGCCCGUCGUCGAGAACAUCAGCUACCAGGACGUGGUGGCCACCGGCGUGUGGAAGGAGGCAGCGAGGAUGCAGGGCAUCCAGGGCGCGCCCUUCAAGGGCAUUUGCAUGGCCAACGUCACCGCAGAGAUGACCAAGGAGAGGAAGGUGUCGUGGAACUGCGCCGACGUCGAGGGCGUGUCGACCGGCGUCACCCCGGCGCCAUGCGAGCCGCUGCAGGGCACCCACACCGGCUCCUGCCCGUUCCCCACCGACACGCUCGCCGUCGACCAGAUCACCGUGCAGCAGUGCUCUUACUCUAUCGGCACCCCCGCAUCCCCUGGUUCUGCAGCAGCAGCAGGGAUGGCCAACUAGCAGCUAGCCUGGCUAAUUAAGCUCACUGGCUUAAUCAGCUUCUUAAAUAUGUAUUUCCCAAGUAAGUAAGCAGUAGAUCGAGACUACUCUCCAAUGAAAUGAAAUACAACAACAAUAACAAUCUUCGAGCUCAAGUUGUAUGUCAACUUGGUGUUUCAACACCUUUUUGCAAUGUUGUUUGAUGACCUCUGGCACUCUUUA
Molecule: messenger RNA, 2069 nt
Organism: Triticum aestivum (bread wheat)
Lineage: Eukaryota; Viridiplantae; Streptophyta; Magnoliopsida; Poales; Poaceae
Product: probable polygalacturonase
Exons: 2
Coding region: 303-1868 (521 amino acids)
Biological process (GO): carbohydrate metabolic process
Molecular function (GO): polygalacturonase activity
Source: RefSeq, a predicted model, not a curated record